Molecule: messenger RNA, 2465 nt
Organism: Pocillopora meandrina
Lineage: Eukaryota; Metazoa; Cnidaria; Anthozoa; Scleractinia; Pocilloporidae
Source: the annotation of a GenBank genome assembly
CUAUUAUUUGCUCUACUUAAAGGAACCUUCCAUUUCAGACGGCUUGUGGUCAGCGGUGGACCACUUAUGUAAUAACAAGCAACUCGUACUUUACGAUCAAAGACCAACCUUUAAACUGAACUGACUCAACUUUCAGCCUCUAUGGCUGAUCACGGAUCACGAUGUCUUCAGGGAGCAAGCGUUAUCAUUUUCUACUUCAUCUUGUUGUCUGGAACUCUCUUCUUCUGUGGCCCAUUAUUCUUUUACGGACUUUAUCGAUGCUUCCACUUUAGUUGGCCGCUCGGUUUUGCCUACAUAGCCUGGUGGUAUUUAGUUGAUUUGGAGACUCCUAACCGUGGAGGAAGAAGAGCAGAGUUUGUGAGAAAUAACGUUUUCUUUAGGUACAUGCGAGAUUAUUUCCCAGUCACGUUACUUAAGACCACAGAUUUAGACUCUUCCAAAAACUACAUAUUUGGUUACCAUCCUCACGGCAUGUUCCCUGAUGGCCUGGCCUUGAGCUUCGGAUCAGAAGCCUUGCAGUUCAGUAAAAUUUUUCCAGGGAUUGUUCCUUACAUUGGGGCACACUCUUGUACGUAUACCAUAAAAUUAUGAAAGUCUUCUAUUUAUCAUGUAUAUUUUUCAUUUCGGGUGGUAGCGUCAAUUCCAUGUUUUGUCACGAAACGACGUCACGUACCAACGCAACGUCAAAAAGCGUAACUUUCACUGCGUGACAUCUUAGGAAACAUUUGCGACGGAGAUCAGAUCAAGAAUAGGCUGAUCGUUUAAAACUAUGAAUAAUUUUAACCAUGUAAAAAAACGCAGUGGCUUAGCGUUACUAAAUCCCUGUAAUUUUCACUCCCUUUCCGCUUUCUUAUUCAUGUCUAAUUGAUUUUUGUUGAGUUGAUAGCUUACUCCUACCCGGAGUGAUAGCAUGCUUAACAGUCUCCCUUUCUCUAGAUGAUAAUCAGGAAAUUCAUGCCAUGAUUAAUCAUUCAAUCAAUUUUUUAAUGAUCUAUUACCUCAAUUUGCUGAUUGAUUCACUUUGUGUUGUAGUCAUGAGUAGGUCCCCAAUUUUUCGUGAAAUUGCCAUGGCUCUUGGCGUCAUAAAUGUCCAUCGUGACAGCUGCAAGUUUGUAUUGACUCAGCAAGGACCUGGACAUUCUGUUGCCAUAGCAAUUGGUGGAACAUGUGAUAUACUUAACAUGAACCGUGACUCUUAUGUCAUAACUCUUGAGAGGCGUAAGGGUUUUGUUCAGCUGGCCUUGGAGACUGGGUAAGAGGUCAAUUUUCUGUGUUAAACUGCAACAUAGGAGGUCACAAGUAUAGAGAGGUUAAGAUGCUAAUUAGCUACAGUGGGUUUGUGCAAUUUUAAAAUAAAAAGUCUGGUUAAAAAAGAGGUAAAAAUUAUUGAGCUCUGUAACUGGUUACUGGGUCUCACUCAUGGUCAGCAAAGUAAAUGAGGGGGCAGGGGGGGCUAGAACAGGCUGUCUCCUGUACCCUAAAGAUUAUGCAAAAAAAUGGUCAUGGGAAGUUUAUUCCUUAACCCCCAGAAGCUAUGAACAGCAACACUGAAUGUAUAGAAUGGUGGGCUGAUUUCACAAUUACCAAGCAUCAAAUGUGUAUGGGUCAAGCCUGAAUUUUUUUUUUCCUUUAUGAUGGUAGGGCUCAUUUAGUUCCAGUUUUUGCUUUUGGACAGAACAAUGUGAUUAGUCGUCAGCUUAAGCUGAACGGCCUCCUGACUGCUUAUCACAUUGGUCGCAGCAAAUGGGAGAAGUGGAUAAAAGUUUUCUUGAAGAGCUGUUCGGUACUGCCAUAUGCACAAUAUUGUGUAAUGCCUUAUUCCACACCCAUAACUGUUGUUGGUAAGUUGUUUUCCAUUUUAGAACCUAAAGUUACUUUGUUAUAAAUUACAGAAAAUUCAAGCAAAUUUCUAAAAUAAUGAGGUAGAGUAAACCCUUUCAACCAGCUUCCAUUACUUACUAGUAUAUGUUUCUUUAUAUAUAUAUAUAUAUAUGUAUUUAUGUAUGUAUGUAUAAAACAGACAUAUUACAGACCAACAUUGCAUUUAAUUUGACCCAGAUUAUUACUGUGUAACAUUUUUCAGUUGGAUCACCCAUCCCUGUGGAAAGAGUGGAAAAUCCAAGCAAGGAACAAAUAAAUAAACUGCAUUCUGAGUAUGCACAGAAGUUGAGGGAGUUAUUCUAUGAACAUAGGGAUUUCUGUGGAGUGCCACAGGGUACUGAGCUUGUGAUUCAGUAGCACCAGAGCUUCAGCCCACAGUCUCACUAGUGUGCCUGUACAAAGAAACUGUAAUCCAAAUUUUAUUCUUGUGAACCUUACAUGGUGAGGCAAGAAGCAGCACAAUUGAUACUGAAAAGAUGGUAAAUUAUUUUAGUGCUUCAUUCAGGGAUUUUUGAACACUUAUUCUAGAUCUGAAGACCAGCCCUGAACAACCUAACUGAUUCCAUUUCUCAACAGUUAUGUAC